Messenger RNA from Cololabis saira (Pacific saury), 2440 nucleotides. RefSeq names its product NOC2-like nucleolar associated transcriptional repressor (gene noc2l). The record is from RefSeq and is a predicted model, not a curated record. The transcript has 18 exons. Gene Ontology annotation, biological process: ribosomal large subunit biogenesis; negative regulation of transcription by RNA polymerase II. Lineage: Eukaryota; Metazoa; Chordata; Actinopteri; Beloniformes; Belonidae. Gene Ontology annotation, cellular component: Noc2p-Noc3p complex; Noc1p-Noc2p complex; nucleolus. Bases 38 to 2302 code for a protein of 754 amino acids. Gene Ontology annotation, molecular function: transcription corepressor activity; histone binding.
UGGGUAUUGAGGUUUGGCGUCACGUUUUGGAUCCAGCAUGGCAGCGCAACAGAAACGGAAACUGGAGGAGCUCAACAUGGACGAGUUCCUAGUGAAGGGGUUUGAUUCUCUAGAUGAAGAUGAUUCUGGAGAGGAGACUCUUAAACAAGAAAAGAACAAGAAAAAGAAGGACGUGAAGCCUAAGAUACACGAGAAUAAAGGUAAAGCCUCUCAGCACAAGGAGCAGCUAUCCAGGUUAAAGAACAAAGAUCCAGAGUUUUUCAAGUUUCUCCAAGACAACGAUCAAACACUGCUGAAUUUUGAUGAUGAAGACAGUUCUGAAGACGAGGAUGAGGAAAAGUACCACACACUACCAUCUUCACUGAAGGAGGGCAGCUCUGAUGAAGAUGAGGAUGGUGAUGAUGAUAAUGAUGAGGAUUAUAAGGGUCCGAGUUCUUCGAAGAAAAAGGCCGUGGAGGCGAUCAAAGUCACAGACAAAAUGAUUGAAGAAUGGAAAGUGGGCUUGAAGAAAGAACCCACCCCUCGUCUCUUCAGAGAAGUUACUCAAGCCUUUAAGGCGGCGGUCGCCACAACGAAGGGUGAAGGACAGGCUCAGUGUCGGUACAAGGUGGCCGAUAGUUCAGUGUUCAACGCAUUGGUCCUUUUCUGUAUAAAAAGUAUUGGUCCGACCCUCCAGAGGAUGCUUAGCCUCAAGCCAGACAAAGACCAGAGAAAGCUGGUGCUCCCCUCUUCUAGUCCAAAGUGGCAGAGGAAUCAGACUGACAUCAAGAUGUAUCUCAGUGGAGUCGUUCAGCUGUUGUCUUGUCUAACAGAAUCAACAGUCAUCAACGCAGUCCUGCAGCACGCCAACCAGCUUGUACCGUACUACCUUUGUUUACCUAAACAAUGUCGUCCGCUCAUCAAGCAAUUAUUAAAGCAGUGGAGCACAGGGGAGGAGACGAGCCGGGUUCUUGCUUUUCUGGCUCUCAACAAAAUCUGCCGACACAAGCAGGAGACGUAUCUUACCCCUCUUCUCAAGCAAAUGUACAUUUUCUAUGUGCAAAACUGCAAGUUCACAUCUCCCAACGUGCUGCCCAUGAUCAACUUCAUGCAGAGAACUUUAACAGAGAUGUACUCCCUGGACACACAGGCCACCUAUCAACAUGCCUUCGUCUACAUCCGACAGCUGGCCAUUCAUCUCAGAAACGCCAUGACCAUGAAGAAGAAGGAAACAUACCAGUCGGUGUAUAACUGGCAGUAUAUCCACUGUCUGUACCUGUGGUGUCGGGUGCUCAGCACCCUGCAUCCCAGUGACGUUCUGCAGCCUCUCAUCUAUCCACUCUGCCAGGUGAUAAUCGGCACAAUCAAACUUGUCCCUACUCAGAGGUAUUACCCCUUGAGGAUGCACUGCUGCAGGGCCCUAACCCUGCUGUCCAGCAGCACCAACACGUUUGUGCCUGUUCUGCCUUUCCUCUUGGAGAUCUUCCAGCAGGUGGACUUCAACAAGAAACCAGGCCGAAUGAGUAAGAAACCCAUCAACUUUGCAGUCAUCCUGAAGCUGAACAAAGUCAACCUCAUGGAGAAGGCCUACAAGGAUGGAUUGAUUGACCAGCUGUAUGACCUGAUUCUGGAAUAUUUUCACACUCAAGCCAGCUCCAUCGGCUUCCCUGAGAUCGCACUGCCCACCGUUAUUCAACUGAAAGCUUUCGCGAAGGAAUGCAAAGUGGGCAAUUACUCGAAGCCGGUACGCCAGCUGUUGGACAAGGUACAGGAGAACAGCCGCUACAUCACGGCCCAGAGACAGAAGGCCAGCUUCGGAGUGGGUGAGGUCGCCGCUGUGGCGGCCUGGGAGAAGCAGAUCCAGGCGCAGGGGACCCCCCUCAGCAAGUACUUUGUCAACUGGAAGAAACUGCGAGAGAAAGAGAUACAGCUGGAGAUCUCUGGCAAAGAAAGGAUGGAGGAUCUGGACCUGCCUGAGAUCAAACGAAAGAAGAUUCAAAAGAAGAAGGAGGAGGACAAGAAGGAGUUCAAGGAUCUGUUUGAGUCGGACAGCGACUCGGAUGAAGGGGACUCGGGACUCAAAGUCAGAAAAGGUAAGAAGAGCAGCCCUGCGUCAGACGACGAGGAUGAUGAUGACCUUGAAGAUCUGAGUGACUCGGGUGAUGACGGAGAGAUGGAGGGAGGAGACAUAGGUGAUGACAGUGAGGAAGGGGAUGAAGAUUCCUCCAAGACUCCCCAGCCGCUGUCCUCCGCUGCCCUGAUAAGGCUGGCUGAGGGAGAUGAGGACGUGGUUGUAGAUCUGGAUCUGUCCGAUGAUGAUUGAAAUCCAUCAACUCUCCACAUUUAACACAUUUUUUGACUUUUUGUAUUUUUUUUUUUUUUUUCAUUACACGUGUACAGUGGAAAUAAGAUUGUGGUGUUAUUUUAUUCAAACUGCAAAAAACAAGACAGAGUUCAAGAA